This is a messenger RNA of Homalodisca vitripennis (glassy-winged sharpshooter), 504 nucleotides long. RefSeq lists its product as uncharacterized. The record is from RefSeq and is a predicted model, not a curated record. The transcript has a single exon. NCBI's taxonomy places the organism in Eukaryota, Metazoa, Arthropoda, Insecta, Hemiptera, Cicadellidae. The coding region runs from base 1 to 504 and encodes 167 amino acids.
AUGCAUGUUCAGGAUAUCUGUGCUAGAGCCAACCGUCUCUUGGGAUUUAUACUGAGAUCAACUACAGGGCUAACCAGCCAAAAAGCUCUUAAACUGUUGUAUUGUGCCCUGGUCAGACAGGUCCUGGAAUUCUCUGCAGUCGUCUGGUCUCCUUAUCACACUGGUUUAAUCUCAGACUUACAAAAAAUCCAAGAUAAAUUCGUCAGAGUGGUGGGAGUGCGUCAGGGUAUGAAUUAUCGUGAGGUCCCAGUCAAUUUAAUGUCGAAGGAGCUCCAACUAUCUCCACUAGUGGUCCGCCGGAAGCUGCAAGAUGCGCUGCUCCUCUUCAAGUUGAGCAAUGAUGUAAUUAAAUGUCCUGAAUUGCUACAGAAGAUUAAUUUUCGUGUGCCAUCUGGUACAAGAUCUCAACAGCUGUUCUGGAGAAACCACAAUCCUACCCCUAUGACUGGAACUGCUCCUUGGCCCGGAUCCAGAGAGUCGGCUGCGCUAUCUCCAGCUCGGUAG